UGAAACAAAACUUCCCCGGGAUCCCAACGCUCGGCAGUCCAGACCAGUGGCUCUGACAAAAGCGAGAGAGAAGUCCCGCGGGGUGGCUGGUUAGGAGGGGUCCCCUCGGUGCCGCGGACCCCCGCCCCUGCCGCAUCCCACCGAGCAUCCUGACUGCGGCGCGGUCUGGAAGGAGUGGGCGGAAAGGGUGCGGCCACCGGAGGCACAGCGACCGGGAGAUGGUGCGGAGCCUGGCGGGCGACAGAGAUGCCACAGGCCGCCGGCCGGGCGGGGGUCCGGAGCGAUGAAUCGGGGCGGCCGGGCCAAUCCCAAAGCAGGAUUUACGGUCGCGAGAGAAAGGGACCAAUCGAAUCCGAGGAACUGCGGAAGCGUAACCAAUGAGCUGCGAGCACAGGACCGGGGCGGGCCGAGCGGAGUUUCAAAUCGGCUGCGGUGGGCGAGGGGCGGGUGCGGAGGUCCUGGCUAGUGGGCAGCGAGGAUCUGGUGGAGAAGACUGGGCCAGGCACAUGGCGUCUCAGUGGCAGGGCUUGAGGGCCUCCGUGCGCAGGCGAUCACUCCUGAAGGAGGAGCAGCUGGAGGAGGUGACCCGGUCUGCUGUGAGCCAUCCAGAGACCGGCCCCCUGGGAUCCCUGUGCAGACAGUUCCAAAGGAGGCUGCCACUGAGAGCUGUCAGCCUCAACCUCGGGGCUGGCCCCUCCUGGAAACGCCUGGAAACUCCAGAGCCAGAACAGCAGGGCCUCCAGGCUGCAGCUCGCUCAGCCAAAAGCGCCUUGGGUGCUGUGUCCCAGAGGAUCCAGGAGUCCUGCCAAAGUGGCACCAAGUGGCUGAUGGAAACACAGGUGAAAGCGAGGAGGAAGAGAGGAGCACAGAAGGACAGAGGUUCCCCACCACCCAACCUGAGCCAGAAGAGCACCCGGCUGUGCAGGGCCAACUGGGACCCCAGGGAAGGGGGACAUCCUCGCCUUCCUAGCCAGCUGGGUCCACGUGCUCACCGACGUCAGCGACUGAGAAGAGAGGCUGCCUUUCUGAGCCCCUGCUCUUCCACAGAGCCCCUCUGCUCUCCCAGUGAGUCCGACAGUGACCUAGAGCCUGUGGGGGCAGGAAUCCAGCAUCUUCAGAAGCUAUCUCAACAGCUGGAUGAGGCCAUCGUAGCUGAAGAGAGGCAUGUUGCACUGAAUGGAUGGGGAAACCCACAGGGUGGGUGGGCACAGCAGCUAACCAAAGCUGCUAACCUCACUGAUCCUGUCACUCCCUGAGCACACUGUGAUUCCCAAGGACUGAAAGCUACCUUCCAAACCCCCCACUUUGAGGGGCAAUCCGCGAUGUCCCACAUCUGCUGCCUUGAGAAGACAGAGGAACAAAAAGGAAGCUCUGUCUUACAGGAAGAAAGCCCUCUCUAGCCACCACGCCACCAGGAUGUCUGUGCCACCCAACCCAUGAACUUCUGGGAGAAGACACUGGAGUCACCAGCACCCCUGAGCUGCUGCUAACAAGAAACUUGACUGGCAUGGGGUCCAGAGUGCUUUGACUUCAGCCACCUCUGGGCCUAUCAGUGACCACUGACCACAGCUCAGGAGUGACUUGGGGAGACUUUUGGCGAGGCGAGAGGAAUGCCCAUGCCCCCAGGCCUUGGACUUAGGCCCUCAUGACCCACUCUAUCCUCAUAUUGCCCAUCCGUAUCAAAGUACCAGAAGAUGCUGGAGAGUUCUAAGCCUUGUAACUAAGAACAGGGCCCUACAGAAGUCAUCCGUGGAACCCCUCCCCUGUGUUCCCAAUGCAGAGAUUCUUAGGGACCCAUUUUGAUCUCUGGUUCCCACUACCAGGGCCCCAGAGGAAGAAAGAGAUGUUUACAGGCUGUACAGGCUGGGGCUCGUGGAGCCUAUUUAUAAGCUAAGUGUGGGGCACUGUGGGCGUGCGGGGAGGGCAACGUUGUUCAGGAGCAGUUUCUACCCUUUGUAAAUUAUUUAAGAAAUCUGCUUUGUCAUUUUAUUAGAAAGAAACCGGUGUGUCCGUUUCCUAGAUCACGUUGCUUUUUCAUAAUUAAAAACUUGCUUU
Messenger RNA from Nannospalax galili (Upper Galilee mountains blind mole rat), 2055 nucleotides. RefSeq names its product PICALM interacting mitotic regulator (gene Pimreg). NCBI's taxonomy places the organism in Eukaryota, Metazoa, Chordata, Mammalia, Rodentia, Spalacidae. The record is from RefSeq and is a predicted model, not a curated record. The coding region runs from base 378 to 1256 and encodes 292 amino acids. The transcript is spliced from 5 exons.